AUGGCGGGGCCCGGGCAGUCCCAGCCGCAGAAGCAGGCGGAGCGCAUAGAUGAUGCUGAGCUCGCGCUGCAGGGCAUCAACAUGCUGCUCAACAACGGCUUCAGAGAGAGCGACGAGCUCUUCAGGAGAUACAGGACACAAAGCCCAUUGAUGAGCUUUGGGGCCAGCUUCGUCAGUUUCCUGAAUGCCAUGAUGACUUUUGAGGAGGAGAAGAUGCAGACAGCCUGCGAUGACCUGAGGACCACGGAGAAGCUGUGUGAAAACGACAGCGCCGGGGUCAUAGAGACGAUCAGGAACAAGAUAAAGAAGAGCAUGGACUCCCAGAGGUCAGGGGUUGUCGUCGUUGACCGCCUGCAGCGACAGAUUAUUGUUGCCGACUGUCAGGUCUAUCUCGCUGUGCUCUCCUUUGUCAAACAGGAGCUCUCAGCGUACAUUAAAGGAGGCUGGAUCCUUCGUAAGGCCUGGAAGAUGUACAACAAGUGCCACAGUGAUAUUAGCCAACUGCAGGAGGCUUGUCAGAGGAGGUCCUCUCUCCACCAGGAGUCUCUCUCAACUGGCAACGCCAAUCACAACGUGCCAAUGGGGAACGGAGUAACUGCAGAAGCUCUGGACCGGCUCAAGGGCUCUGUCAGCUUUGGUUAUGGCCUCUUCCACUUGUGCAUCUCCAUGGUGCCACCACACCUGCUCAAAAUUAUCAAUCUACUCGGUUUCCCUGGGGACCGUCUCCAGGGUUUGUCCUCCCUCAUGUAUGCCAGCGAGAGUAAGGACAUGAAGGCCCCCUUAGCUACGUUGGCCCUGCUGUGGUACCACACAGUAGUUUUGCCUUUUUUUGCUCUGGAUGGCUCAGACACACAUGCAGGUCUGCUGGAAGCCAAAGCCAUUCUGCAGAGAAAGUCAGUGGUAUACCCCAACUCCUCCCUAUUCAUGUUCUUUAAAGGACGGGUUCAAAGGCUAGAGUGCCAUAUCAACAGUGCUUUGGCUUCCUUCCAUGAUGCAUUAGAGCUUGCAUCAGACCAAAGAGAGAUCCAGCAUGUGUGUCUCUAUGAGAUUGGCUGGUGUAGCAUGAUAGAGAUGAACUUUGAAGAUGCAUACAGAUCAUUCGAGAGACUGAAGAAUGAGUCACGAUGGUCACAGUGCUACUAUGCCUAUCUUACCGGAGUGUGCCAGGGUGCCUCAGGUGACCUCAAUGGAGCAAGUGGUGUUUUCAAAGAUGUACAGAAGCUGUUCAAAAGAAAGAACAACCAGAUAGAGCAGUUUGCCCUAAAAAGGGCUGAAAGACUGAGGAAGAUCUCACCCACAAGAGAGCUGUGCAUCCUUGGUGUGAUUGAGGUACUGUACUUGUGGAAGGCACUUCCAAACUGCUCCUCCUCUAAACUCCAGAUGAUGAAUCAGGUGUUGCAAAGUGUAGAGGAUGCAUCAUGCAGAGGCCUGAAACAUCUACUUCUUGGUGCCAUUCACAAAUGUCACGGAAACACUAAAGAUGCUGUUCAGUCGUUCCAGCUGGCUGCUAGAGAUGAGUAUGGGCGACAGAUCAACUCGUAUGUACAGCCAUACUCUUACUAUGAGCUGGGAUGUAUACUCCUUGCAAAACCAGAGACAGUGGGAAAGGGGAGAUCAUUGCUUCUUCAAGCAAAGGAGGAUUUUGCAGGCUACGACUUUGAGAACAGGCUCCACGUACGCAUUCAUUCAGCCCUGGCCUCAUUAAAGGAAGUAGUGCCUCAGUGA
Messenger RNA from Lampris incognitus (smalleye Pacific opah), 1725 nucleotides. It is a transcript of the gene ttc39c, whose product is annotated as tetratricopeptide repeat domain 39C. The coding region runs from base 1 to 1725 and encodes 574 amino acids. Gene Ontology annotation, biological process: cilium assembly; otolith morphogenesis. NCBI's taxonomy places the organism in Eukaryota, Metazoa, Chordata, Actinopteri, Lampriformes, Lampridae. The record is from RefSeq and is a predicted model, not a curated record. Gene Ontology annotation, molecular function: protein binding. The transcript has 14 exons.